AUGAAAAUUCUCUGCACAGUGGAAAAGCCGGAUGAAGAAACUCCGACAAAUGUGGGUAAAGCAUACAUGAUGAUACGAAAGUACAAAGAACAGUCUUGUGAUGUUUUCCGCCUUUUGUUUCAUCACCACACUCAAGUUCAGCCUUCUAUUCUAUCAUCUUAUACAUCAUUAUCGGAAAAUAUUUUGUCUGAAAAUCCUCUUAGGAAUCAAUUUAUAGUUGAAAGCUUUUCUACUUCAUCAUCAUCAUCUACUUAUUCACUUAUUCAUUUAAAUGUUGUAUUAAAUACUAAUACAAUAUCAAAUACUAAUAAGCUUCGAAGUUGA
Messenger RNA from Clunio marinus, 324 nucleotides. The record is from the annotation of a GenBank genome assembly. Lineage: Eukaryota; Metazoa; Arthropoda; Insecta; Diptera; Chironomidae.